Messenger RNA from Verruconis gallopava, 1561 nucleotides. RefSeq lists its product as uncharacterized. The record is from RefSeq and is a predicted model, not a curated record. The transcript has a single exon. Gene Ontology annotation, molecular function: L-2-aminoadipate:2-oxoglutarate transaminase activity. The coding region runs from base 656 to 1168 and encodes 170 amino acids. Lineage: Eukaryota; Fungi; Ascomycota; Dothideomycetes; Venturiales; Sympoventuriaceae.
CGCAACCACCGCGAAAACGCACAUCGACAGCGCGGAUACGCAGCAGCAAAUCCUAUUCGCCCAGCAUCUCCCCUUCUUCAGCUACUUCGGUAUUCCUGUGUCCUAAUGCUUCCCCCGACACGGAGAAUGGAGACCGUCACCUCUGCCCUUCCAUUCUCUGCAAUGCCGACCAUCAUCAAAGGACCUGAGAUCUGGACAAUGCGUGCUUCGCAAUUUGUGUCAUGCGCCUAACUCGCAACUCGGACAAACUCAUGUUCAGUACCGAACAGAGUUCAAUCGGAGGGUGAGAGUCCUUGUGGGCAUAGCUCUAGAAUGAGAUGACUCCUCCCAUACACGCUUCACUUAAUGAUUCUACUCCAUCAAGCACUUUCCUUUUCGUCUGAUUCAGCAAAAGCCCAUUCGAGUCCAGUCUCGCGUACGAGUGGAAAUGCAAGGUCACAUCAAUCUUCAGCUGGGAUGGCCCUCGCCUUCGUUAUUUCCCGCGAAACAUUUGCUCGAUGAAGCGGCUCAAGUACCUUGCUCGCAAAAGAAAACCGCUGAAGUUCUUGUUUAUGGCCCGGAUACUGGCCUCCUUGCCUGCCACGCAAACGUCGCCAAAUAGCUGGAUUCAAUACACAAGUCUGCAGAUGGAAUAGAUAGCUCUCGCAUCUGCAUUAUGAAUGGUGCAUCUGCGAAUCUAGGAAUCGUACUCGCAAAGCUCGCAGAGCCAGGAGACACAAGAAUCUGGAUGAUUGAACCAUGCUACUUCCUUGCCUUUCCCAUUUUCGAAGAUGCAGGUUUCGGGAAGGACAUACCGGGUGUUCCAGAAGAUGGCGAAGGACUAGAUAUCGACUUUUUUUUAGAAACCUCUUUGCGCGAAUCCAAUUGUGGCGCCAAAUACCGUCACCGUAUGCUGAAAGUUGGGCCAUGGUACAAGAAGAUCCGCAAGAAUGUCAUCUAUCUUGUCCCGAAUUUCUCCAACUCGAGUUUCAAAAUCGUGUUUUGGCGAAGGAGGCAAGAGUUAGUUCGUCUUGCUAGGCAGUAUGAUGCUCUAAUUGUGGCUGACGAUGUUUAUGACGUCCUGCGAUGGCCCAAAGCUAAUAAUGAUGACACAUCUGUUCUCGGUCCAGUACCUUUUAGGAUCGUCGAUGUUGACCGAAUUCUCGACGGUGGACCCAAAGAUGACUGAGGAAUUGCAGUGAGCAAUGGCUCAUUUUCUAAACUUAUUACCCCAAGAUGCAGAGUUGGUUGGGCAGAAAACACGUCGACAUUUUCACUAGCACUUUCUGAGGUUGGCUCGAUGCGCUCAUGUGGUUGUUCAACCCAUGCUAUGGCCACAUUUGUGAACGAUCACUAUGUACUUGAUGUUCGUAUGAGAAGUGAUACAAUGUCUCAGAUUAAUAUGACCGUGAACAGCUCGAUUCAUAUAUCAUUUGCGGUUCCAUCGUUGGUACCGGAUCUCCGAUGAGAAGAACUGUUAUGGUUAUUUUGCAACUUUUUAGAAGAGCCAGUGAGAUUACAUCGGAUAUUCGAGAAUCAAAAACAGUAUCAAGUUGUCUUAAUCUUAAUAUUAUUGCACAAG